Molecule: messenger RNA, 19021 nt
Organism: Porites lobata
Lineage: Eukaryota; Metazoa; Cnidaria; Anthozoa; Scleractinia; Poritidae
Source: the annotation of a GenBank genome assembly
CCCCUGCAAGCGUUCAAAAUGGCGGCGGUAAGUAACCAUGUGCAUAACUAGAAAAUGCCUUCUUUUCUUCCCGAAAAAGGGCUCUGUUUCAUUAUUUGUAUUAGUCAAUGUUUCCUUACGAAACGGCUUCCUUUCAUCAUGUUAUCAGUAUAAAACCAUGCCAUGGAAAACGACGCGCUUCCAACUUCUGCAUGAUCAUGCAUGUUUCCGUCUGCUGUCAUAAUCUUCAUGAAACAGCGUAUAGUAUUGUCCCCCCGACUAUUUCUUCACCCAUCUUCGUUUAUCAAGUGUAAUUUACUUGAUUCUGACUACAUGACGAUCUGUUUCAAACUGUAAGCAUGUGUAAAAUAUCCUUGCUGAUGAUUACCUUUUUUUAAUUUUAUGAGCAAACAAACUUACUUAUUGUAACCACGGUAAAUUAAACAUUGAAGCCUCUUUUUAGGUAACAAAUUUUCUUCACUACAAUGUUGUUUCCUUACAAGUCAUUUCGUUUCAACAGUAGCCAUGUAACCUUUGAUAAUUUUCUGGUCCAUUGAUAUGUUUGUGUGAAACAUUCGUGGUUUUAGUGUUAGGUAUAUUUCAAAUUUCCAACCUACCAAACAGGCCUCUUAUCCUCUGACUAAGGUGCUGUUUUAUUACAUGGAGGGAGGAGGAUCCUUGCACCAGGAAUAUUUUAGAAGGCAGAUCAUCCUAUUGCCAUAGGUUUUCUGUAUGCAGUUUACAUGCAAAGGGUUUUACUUGUCUCUAGCACUAGGAUCUUCCCAGUACUAGGAUCCUUCCUAACUGAAAGGUAGAAACAACCCAGUAGUAGGAAGAUCCUAGUUCCAUAUAAAUGGGCUUCACUAGGAAAAUCAUAGUACUAGGGACAAACAAAACAUAAAUAGCAGGUCAUUCAUUGGGUAAUCAUGGCAAGGCUGACCAUUUCAUUUGGCAUUAGCACAAGCUGAUAAUUGUGAUAACUCUACUGAGAGGAAGUUAUUAAUGCUAGUGAAGAGAGCAGAAGGGUCCUUUUGUCACCUGUCAUCAUUAAUUCCUUCUCUAUUUGAGCACCACACGGACCAAAAUUUCUGCCUGUAAACCUAAAAAGUUGUUCUUCCUCCCUCCAUGUACACAGCUCAUUAAUCAUAUCGUAAAAUUCCAAAAAUAAGCCCCUUCAUGUAUAAGCCCCUCCAAAUAUAAGCUGUCCAAACUCCUAAUGUAAAAAACUCUCCGUUAAAUCGCCCCUCCAAAAUAAGCUCCCCGGAGGGCUUGUACUUGGAAAUUGAUCUCAAAUACAAAGUAAAACAAAGAAAAACGGUAAAUUUCCUUUCAAAAAUAAGGCUAGCCCAAUCGAUUUUUAAACACAAAUUUCCCUCCGUACAUAAGCCCCCCAAAAAGAGCCUUUAAAAAAUAUAAGCCAACUCUCCACAAUGGCCACCUCCCUACAAUGGCCACUUUUUAUGGCAGACAGUCCAUGCAUUGACUCUUGUUUAAACCUCUCUACAAUGGCUACCUCCCCACAACACCCACUUUCUUCUUUCCCCAAGGUGGCCAUUGUGGAGAGGUUCAACUAUAUGUAUGUUAUAUCAGCAGGGACUGUACUGAACUUCCAGGCCAAGCUAAUAUUAAGGGUUAUUAACUGUUUAGUGUUGUAGUAUAGGGUGUAGAUAUAUGUGUGGAAGAGUUUUCGUCUAGAGAAGGGUAUCUAGUAACAAAAAUGACCAGUGGUAAUAAUAAAAGGUGUAGUCUACAGCAGGAAUUGAAACUUGGAUAUUGAUCUGCUCUAUGAUGUAGGAUAUUGGGAAUUUUAGUGUUUAGUCUAAAAUAGAGCUGAAUUUAAAGAAACGCUGAACGUAGUCUUCUCUAUUGUGUCAUUAUCUUUGUACAUGUAGGCUGCAGCACAGAAAGUUCAAGAAGUCAGAGACAUCACAAGAAUUGAAAGAAUAGGUCAGUAAUUUAAAGAACUCAUGAGUCAAAGUGAGUGGUUAAAACAAGUAUUAUACCACAGGAGAUGUCUUACUCAAUGAGAUUAGAAAACCACUAAGUUAUGAAUUUAUUUUAGGUCUUUAUUUUUAUUACUCAUAGGAGCUCACUCUCAUAUUCGUGGGCUUGGCUUAGAUGAUGCACUGGAAGCUAGACAAGUAAGGAGAAUGUUUAUUCCUUGUUUUAAUUAUUGUGAGUACAGCAAUGUAUGUGUACAUGUACAGUUUGUAAAUUGCCUUCAUGAACCCAAGGCUGUAAUGCCAAACAAAUUUGGCAUUACUAUUUUUCUCAGUCUAAACUACAUAUGUAAUAAACUAUGACAAUCCAAAGCUCUAGAUUUUUGUUUGCAAAAUUUUGAUCAUUAAUUUUUACAGUUACUGAGAGUCUUCACAUGAGAAUUCUUAAUUGAGUGACAAUUUCUCUGUAGGUUUCUCAGGGAAUGGUUGGUCAGGUUGCAGCCAGAAGGGCAGCUGGUGUUAUUUUAGAAAUGAUCAAGGUACUUGAUUGUACAUGUAGUAUUUUUUAUCAUUGUUACUUAUAAAGCAAAACCAAGUUAAAGUAACUAAAAAUGUAGCUCACUGUGAUGCCAUUUAAAGACUGUAAGUAACAAAUCAUGUCAAGUCAUAGAAAGAAACUUGAAAGUACAUAAAUGUUUUCAUAUAAUAAUCAUUAUGUUCUUGAGAAUGUCUUUACAGUGUUGACUUUUUAGCCUUGAAUGUAUUUUUACCAUUAUUACUAUUAUGUAGAUGUAUACUCUUAGUGUUCAACUGGUAACCAGUUCACUAUAUAAGUCACAUCUUGCAGCCUAUUAUUAUUAUUAUUAUUAUUAUUUUUAUUAUUGUGGGUGAUAAGAGGAGCCAGCAAUCCUAAUCUCCAGGUUGUUAUUACGCAUGCGUCGCAUGUAUGUAGCCAGCUUUGAUUUGGACUUCCACUAAGAAUGAAUGGAAUGCACAUUUGGACCUUCUAUCACUUGUAAUCUGAUCGUGCAUGUUUUGACCAUCUGUCACAUGAAACUUAUGCAAAGCAUAGGGCUGGAGGAAAAGCAUUUUGACCUUUGAUCAUUGCCGCCCACACUCCGUAACCUUUGGUUAUUACUAGUUAUUUAUAUUAAUUUGUGUUUCCUUAGGAAGGCAAGAUUGCAGGAAGAGCAGUUUUGAUUGCAGGACAGCCUGGCACUGGAAAAACAGCUAUUGCUAUGGGUAAAGUGAAGUUUGUCAUUGUCUCUCAUGAAAUUAUUGCUAAGCAACUUACAAAAUGGAGAUGACAGUUGUAAAGAAAACUACCACAUCAAAACACUGAUACAGGUUCAUCUCUUUUACUACUAAGACUGACCAAAGGAAAAAAAAAAAAAAAAUUCUUAUAAUGAAAAAAAAAAUACAUUUAAUAAACACAGAUUUAUAAUGCCAAAAAAAAUAAUGUGGUCAAGAAAUGAAAAGUUUUGUGUCCAUGAGAGAAAGGUCUGGAAAGCACGGAUUUGUCAUUUGAAUGGUUACAGGAUAUUUUCAUCUAAAAAACGACAAAAAUCUACUCAUUUUUGCAUAAUUAAUUAGCUUUUUACUCUCUAAUUCGAUCUCUUCCUAUUAUUUAGCCUAAAGUAAGGACAUCUUCUCACUGUUUUGACCAAACCCUAAAUUUAAGGUAUUUUAGUGGCUAACAUCUCCCAUGAGCAACAACCUAUGUACUUAAUUCUCACAUAUGCUUUGAAAGACAUCUUUAAGGUUAUCAAAUCAAUCAUAAAAUAUUUGGGCAAUCUCAUACUUUAUCAAUAAUGACGAUUAUGUACAUCUGACUUGCUUAUUUGUCAUUUGACCAAAAUGGAAGAAACAUCUUUUUUUAAACAAAAAUAGCACAAAGUUGACGAGAAGUCACAAAUCAGAUGCAUCAUUAUCGAUACUAAAAAGCGGAAUUGUUAGAACGUGUCACCUGAGGCAUGUUUUCUGUGUUAUUUAUGGACGUUUGGAUGGAUAUUUUAUGGGCGCUUUGAGUAAAACACAAGGAGCAAAAGUUAGUUCAAAACUUGAUCGGUCGAGCUUGUAGGUGAAACAAGACUCAACAAGGAUAAAAGAUAGUGAAUAAAUGUUACAUACACGUCUCUCAGGUGCUUUAGUCCAGAUUUGCUGCUCAGUUUCGUCUGUUCCUUUGUGGCGUUACUUCGUGACGAGGUAAUGAAAUCGAAACAUCUUGAAACAUUGCGAAUUUUCGGCUUUUCAACAAUUCAAGUCUUUGAAAUAAGUUGUAAACAGAAAGAACAAAAUCAUUCUCAAAGGACAAGAAAGAUCACUGACAAUCCGUCUAUAUCUACAGAAAACAACUACCUGCUCGAACACCCUCCAUCUUUGACUUUAGACUCUGCCAAAAAGAUGGAAUCUGUGACGCCGGACUACCGGACUCCGGAAUGCGGAAUACGCUAUCUAUUGUUGUACGCGCCAAUAUCCUGUUAUAACUGGUGUGUUGAAAAUAGGUUGUGAAAGUCGUGUUACUUGAAAUUUUGAGUUUAUUCGAUGUUGACAUUAUUUACCAUGAUAAUAAUGGUCCAUAAUAGCCCUUUUUGUAGUCAGACCGUGCCAUGCAAUUUUUAGACAAUUAGUGACUUGCCACUGGGUAUAAUUACUUACUUAGUUGUAUUUUAAUCCCCGUAGUCUUACAACUAUACAGGUUGGUAUCUGUAUCUGGGUAUAUUAUUGACUACAAAAAUAUAAUAAUAACCGUUUUUAAACGUGUUGAGGAAAAACUUCUGAGGAAUACAAAAUACCCAAAAGGGGGCACUAAUAGAUUGCAAAAAAAGUCGGCUAGACUUCUUUGGCUAUAAGGAAGGAGUAAGGUAACAGUUUCUUGAACACAGACUAAUACACUAUAUUCACUUCUCAUUUAAGCUGUCAUUUGCGGAUUCAUAUAGUAGACUAAGUUCUCUUAACGGACACCCUCGUAUAUAGCGAAUAGCUCUACUUACGACCGCCAUCACAACUCCCACACAAACUCUGGAUUUUUACUUUCCCGUAGGCGGCCGCGGACACUUAAAGGGUUUACCGGCGAAUUAGAUGUUAGCUUUGAUUUAAAGCUGUCCUAAAAAGACACUCCUCUGAAAGUUGUUUUUUUUUUCAUAUCAUGUCCUCAGUCAUAUGGCUGUUUGUCACUGUUAUGAAUCAUUCUUAUAUAUCCGUUUCAGAGUUACCGUUUUUUCACAUACUCGUCCGGUUACACUUGAAAAUGCAAACUGAAUUGUAUGCUUUUAUUUAAAUUACAACAAGGCAAGAACAUCAGCGUAAACAUACACUAAAAAACAGUUUUUUGCUAUUAUCAGUGUUAAUUUGUAGCUGGGAGGAGCUUCCGUAAGCGGCUAUCUAACCUUUACACCACUUUUAAAGUGGCUGAAUUCCACUUGCAUAACUAUGCUGCAUAUGAGAUUCAUUCUUGUAAGCGGCCAGAUCCAGUUAAGGACACCUUUUUCUCGUCCCGAGGGCGCCCUCAUACGAGAGUUUCCACUGUAUUACAAUUUUAGGAUUUCUCUUACAUUUUAACAAAUUUUCGCUUAACGAGGCACAGUCGAACCUACGUGCGACCACCCAACUUAAGUGACCACUUCCCAAUAAGCGAUCACUUAUUCAACACACCAAAUAUUAUCCAGUCAAAGCGCUUGUAGUUGGAACCUCCUGUAAACGAACACGUCCACAUCCAGUAAACGACCGCGACCACUUUUUACGAUGACAGUCUGAUUGAGAAUUUUCCAUGAUGCAAUGGUCUGAUCUCUGCGUUCCCUGUAUGUCCUAAGCUACUCGGAGUAUGAGAGGAACUUUAGAAACAAAUUAGAUUUAUCUAUAGUAUAUUGUAACUUAAAAAUUGUAUACAGUACAUUCAAUCCAAAAAGACCUCCCUCAGUUCGACUCUCGUAAAACCCAAAUUUUCCUUGGGCAACCCCAUGGGCAUUAUUUACUGGGUGUCUUCCGACCACGCACGGACCGGAACAUCAAAUGUCUGUAAUGUGUCUGUCCAUAAUUCAACAUCUGCCUGCCUCAGCACGGCACACGGCUGGGCACUAAACUGGUUUUGGUGCCCAAGAGUAAGCAAAAAGGCCCUUCCGAGAUCGAUGUCUAGGACGAGAAAAUUGACCUUACCUGGGUAGGGUGAAAAAUUUGAAAUCGAAGUAUUACAGUUGAAAUAUCUCUCGGAGGGAAUGUGGGAAGGUUGUUAAACAUAUGGAAGCAGUUGUUUGAGAAAAAUAUCUAACUCAAUGUGAAAGGUUCAAAGCUCUUUUCAUGAACUAGCUUGCAACCAGAUCUCUCAGUCAAUAACUGUAUUAAUUAUUAUUAAAUACACAGGGGUUUCAAAACAAGCCGGAGACUAGAGUUCUGCUGGCUACUCGACUGUAUAUCGCUGGCUGCGCUGGUCAUAACAAUUAGCUUGUGACAAACAAUCUCGAUUGUCACAGCCGCCUGCUUUUCCAGAGUUGGCGCCUACUUCAAAACAUUUUGAAACCCCUGAAUACACUUUACAUUCUUCAUUAUAUUUGGCUUGAUUAAAACCUUUCGAGUAUCCGAUCCACAUGUGCAUCUUUACAAAUAUCAUUGUCUUCAUUGUUUGCUAGAACAUGCUAUAUAAAUUUAUGUAUUUUAUCAACUGUCUCAUCUAAAUUUGUGGGUUGUGUAUCUUACCACUUGAGUUUCCACCCAGAAAGAUGUGUACCAUGAUUUUUUUGUUAAGUGGGAGGGCUAAAUCCUGAGAAUUAAACCAUUCUUUCAACAGAUCUUCAUUGAGGACAAAACGGACUUAAUUUUAUUACUCCAUGGAAAACUUACUUUGCUAAAGAAAUGUAAAACUUUAUGAAUGUUUUGUUUCUUACUGUAACGUUCCUCGUUGUAACAUUGAAAGUCCACUUGAACAUGCGAACAGCUCCUUGCUUUGCAUGCUUUUUGAGUUUUCUUUUGAUACCGUUCGUUCAACUAAUGAUUUCUUGAAGCAAACGACUGGCAUGCUCUUGGUUUGCUCAAGUUGUCUUUGGUUCAAUCAGCUUUCCGUACCUGAGCUUAUCCAACAUGAACAACGUCCACAACACGUAUUAAUUAGUCGCAACUUAGAUUCAUGUAGUGAAGGCCAGCAUUUCCUUAAAUUCUCAAAGGUUUCCCAACUUGAAGGAACAAUGUUAAGUCUUUCUCUUGCUUCUAAUACUUCAAAUGCACUGGAAUAUUCUAAUUAAUGCUGAAAAUAACCGCUUCUUCGACUCAAACGGGUGCACUUUCUUCGUCGCAAGAUUAGCCGCCAUGUUUGUUGUUUCCCAGGCUUCCCCGUGAUUUUAGCACAUGCGCGAUUUGAUUUACAAUGUCACGUGCGGCUUUUCAACCAAUAGAAAAUUGUAAAAUGAAGUUCCGUUGAAUAGUUUAAAUUCACGCGGACUUCACAAGCAACACAGCGAUGCAAACAGAAUAUUUUCGUUACUUUCGGAUAGAUAGAAAGACUGUCUUUCAAUAAUACCCAUGUUAUUUUCGAGAGAAAGUGAUCAAUUGCAAAAUUCUUCACAAAAAGCAUGUUUCCAAGUCAGCAACUCAGCUGGAUUAUUGCAGAAAGGUAUGUUCUUCUUGAUAUCGUGGUUCGUUAACAAGAGCUUACUUUGGUUUUCUAAUAACUUUGCGUAAGCUUAAACCUUCAAAGAUACAUCUUAAUUUAAGAUGCAUGCACAGAUAUGCCAUUGAUUGAUUCUUUUUUGUUUACUGCAGAAAAAACUGUACUCUUUGUUGCAAAUCGUCAAUGGAAUACUCUGAAAAUUUUAUGUUCUGACGCUAGUAGGCUGUGGCAGACUUGUCAAGACCAAUGUUAAAUAAAAUAGGAGAAGAAAUAGCAUAAGUUUCCGUUAUGCAUGCAAUGUAUACUACAAGUUGGAAGCAAUUCAGUUUCCAGUUAAUUCAUAAUGACUUGAGAGUUGAACUAAACCUAUAAAAUUUGAGUAGGUUUGUUUAUUUGAGCUUCGAUUCAUAAUAUUCAUACAUCUGCAGUAAGGUCAAAAAUAAAAGGCAGCUCUAUCUAGUCUGAUGUGUGGACCUUCAGUUCAGAAAGCUGUUCAGCCACUUUGAAAGAAGCAGUCAUUUAGCAUUAUUUUUUUCCAUAAACAUGCUUGUAUUUUUCAAAGUUGUUUAUUUACUUUGUCUUUUCACUGACAUUGAGAGCUAGAUUGCUUUUCUGUAACUUGGUAUUCCUUAAUAAGUGGAAAUUGUAAAUUGGCCACUAUGUCAUUUACUCUCAUAAUUAUUACAAUUUAUAAGAAAUAUUUCUAACCAAAAAUUAGUAUAUUAUUAGUUAUUUUAUUGAUGUAGGAAUUAAAGGUAUAAAAACUGAGCAUGAUAGAAAGUUUUGUUUUUAUUAUUAUCCUCCAGGCAAUAAAUAUUGACAAAUAAACAGGAUUAGACAUUGAUGUUUCCAUUAGCCUUAUGUGCCUUUUGGGAGUAACUUAAAUUUACAUUUAAGUUCAUUUUGGGACAUGUGAGUCAGUUGAACUGAGUUUCACCAUGUUGAUAAUAUGAAACCAAUUUCCUUUGCCAAUCAAUUCUAUCCAGUUUGCUUUUCACUUUUUGCCAGUUUUAUAUAAAUCAAGUUCUUCUGAAAAUACCAUAAAAUUAUAAAUAAACCAACAGAUCAGGAUAUAAACCUGAAGUUGUUUGUGACUAUAUGAAAACACAACCAUGCAUGCAGUUGACAGUACUUCGGACAAAUUUAUUGCAAGCGGAAAGUGAAAAUGUAAAUUUGUGUGUAAAUUGAUCUAAGCUAGUUGAUUUACUGAAUAUCUGCUUGUGAAACAACAUACCCAAUUUGUGUGAAGUGGUAUGGGAAAUUCUACCCUGCAAGCGGAGUUUUCUUUCUUGCAUGGCUUUUAGCGUUUACAAAGUCGUUUGGGUGGCUUGUCUGUCGCGUAGUUGGUUUGUUUAUGUGUAAACAAACCUCUGCUCGCAGGGUAGUGAAAUUCUAUUGCCAUUCAUGAUCUCCGAUCUCUGAGGAUUUACAUGUGAAAGCUCAUGUGAAACCCCAUGUGAAGUGUAUGUGAAAAGAAUGUGUGAAUUAGUAGCAUGUGAAAUUCUAGAUGUUUUGCCAUUCAGUGAGGAUUAAGUACAUGUGAAAGACCAUGUGAAACCCCAUGUGAAGUGUAUGAAAAUAUGUGUGAAUUUAAAUGAGGAUUUACAUGUGAAAGCCUGUGUGAAACCCCAUGUGAAGUGAAUGUGAAAAUAUGUGUGAAAGGGAUGACGUCGCUUCACACCCUUUUCACAUAUAUUUCACUAUGCAAAAUUUCACAUGCACGUGAAAUAUGUGUGUGAAAUGCGUGUGAAAAGUGUGUGAAAAACGUGUGAAAAAUGUGUGAAAAGAGUGUGAAAAUAGGACAUUUUUCACACGUUUUUCACAUGGUGUUUCACAUACAUACUCCUAGUAGUGGAUCUGGUGCCAGCAGGGUAGGGCAUUUGUACGCAAUUUGGACACUCCCACACCAGUAUGAACAAAAAAAAUGGAAUUCUUGUCGCAAGCCAAUCUGGACGUGUCUCAUGUACUUUAUUUGUCUCUUUGAACUGGUCUGCACCAACAUCCGGCUUCACUUCGCUGCUAUUUCACGUGCAACUAAAAUAGAAAAAAUAGUUCUUUCCAAAACACGAAGACAAAACGACUUCUAUCUCUGAGUUUGAGAAGACAUGGGAUCAUUUAUAAUCAUGGUCUGAAUAAAGUUGCCAAUAGAUUUGAAUUGUAAAUUAUUUAUCAGCAUACAAUAACAAUAAAAUAAUCUCAGAGAAUGUCAGAAAGUCAUUUUGUUCACUGAACUCUGGCUCCUGGCUCCUGGUUCCUGACUCCCGAUACGAUGUUUCCGUGUGGUGGCAACCGCUGCUUAAAAAUGCGGGCUCCAUUUAAUGUCAAAGAUGUCGGACGUUUGCAACAUGUGAAUUGAGCUACAACAGUGGCAGAAAUAAUUCUUUCAAUGGGUUAAGAAUCGGCUUUUUACCUUUCGUAUUGUUUUGUCCUAAAACAACUUGAUUUGGAUGUUGGUGCGUAAACUGAAGGCUAACGAAUUUUAGUCGUACAGCGAGUCACGACGCUGAAUUACGCUGAACUGGACAUCGAAGGUGGCAUGAAGAACAAAUCAAAGCGGGCACAAACUAGCUGUUGAGACAUCUAAGAGUUACGUACAUGGAUUUUAUUGAUCGUUUAUAUUGUUUUUAGGGCGAAAUUGUUAAAGUAAGUAGAACUGUGAAUUAAAUCUUUGUAUGUUGUUUGUACUUGAAAAGAUCGCGUAUAUAGCUGUCAAAAAUCAUCGUUAGCAUUUCUUGCACAACAAUUUUUAUGAUUUUACCGUUAUUAAUGUUAAAUCAUUGUCUGAUGAGUUUUUUUGUUCGAUUUCUUCUCAUUCAAAAGCAAACACACGAAUAUUGUGAGGGCCUAAAUUUUGAUGAAAUAUGCAAAAGUCGUUCAGUCACAUGAACAGUUUAUGUCAACACAUGGAAGAAAAUGAAUUGCCCAAACUUUUUAUGAUCUUUUUCUCAACUUAAGUGAUGGCUUUAACUACUCAUGCAAAAGUUAUAAAGAUAAGCGGUUGCUCAUCAGAGAUAUUUGGGAAUAAAAUACCCUAAUUUUACGUCUUACUCAAAACUUGGAAAUGAUGACCCAACUUAAGGGGGCUAAGAGGGGGGAAAUCGAAUCGGAGACUUUAAACAGUUUAUUGUGCUUAAAGUCUGAUGAUGUCAGAUUAUCUCUCAGUGCAUUUAAGUUCCAGGUGGCUUUUCUGUUUGUUGCACUGGCAUCGUAAAGUUAGCUAAUUAAUUAUGCAUAAACGGGCAAAAUGGCGAUUUUUACAGGGGGAGCCCGGAUCUCCCAGGGAAUUUAAUAUUUUGACCUGACAGUCUGUCACAUAAGCUAACUCCUGAUACCUAACUUUUGUGCCAAGUUUGAGCGAAAUCGGUGAUUUGAGCAUUAUCACCCCCUGCCUGGUUCUGCCUGGUUUUCUCAUGGACACACUCUUAAAGAGCAAAACAACAACUCCAUAUGUAUCACUGACACUAGCCUGAAAAAUUAUUACAGUUCUUCUGCAAUUUAAAUUCCCCAAAAAACUUCACUUGCCUGUCAGGCAAGUUAAGAACAGGAUUCACUAUCCUGAUAGCAAAAUCCACAAGCCCUGGGCUAUCAGACACUACUUAUUUGCAUGCUGCUUUGUGCAUGAUCUCUGUCGUUUAUCGACACCUUACUUUUCUUUUCUUUGUGUCAUGUUUGACAAUGUUUGCUGCAGGCAUGGCUCAGUCACUUGGACCAGACACUCCAUUUACAUCCUUAGCAGGCAGUGAAAUAUACUCACUGGAGAUGAGCAAAACAGAGGCUCUUACACAAGCUUUUAGAAGGUCAAUUGGUGUUCGAAUAAAGUAAGUUUGUAUCAAUGGAAACAUUGCAGUCUUCUUUGAUGAGAAAAUUGCAAAAUCUCAAAACAUUUCUCUCUAGAUAAUCAUGUUUUCACAAUGUUAGACUUUGCAGAACUGCAGUUGACAUCUAUCAUUUAUAAUUAGGAAUAAAUUUUGAGGUAUAUCAUAUUUAUUUUCCUUUGACAAUAGUGAUGAUGAUGGUGUGGUUAAGACUUAUUUCUUUUUCCAGGGAGGAAACUGAGAUCAUAGAAGGUGAAGUUGUAGAAAUACAAAUUGACAGGCCUGCAAGUGGAACAGUGAGUUGAUUUAACUGAUGAUGAGGGCGUUAUUUCUGCAUAUUAUUGGAUAUCUUCUCAUGGUUAAGGUUGCAUUUGCACUGAAAUGUUUAUUUUUCUUAAUAUUAUUCAAAGGGAGCAAAAGUUGGUAAACUGACACUGAAUCUUGCAUUUGCCAUUGUUAUCACUCUCUAAGACUAUUGUUGAAGGCUGUCAGUGGAUACUAAAAGAACUUUUUUUUAACUGAUGAUGAGGGUGUUAUUUCUGCAUAUUAUUGGAUAUCUUCUCAUGGUUAAGGUUGCAUUUGCACUGAAAUGUUUAUUUUUCUUAAUAUUAUUCAUUAGGGAGCAAAAGUUGGUAAACUGACACUGAAUCUUGCAUUUGCCAUUGUUAUCACUCUCUAAGACUAUUGUUGAAGGCUGCCAGUGGAUACUAAAAGAACUUUUUUUAACUGAUGAAGAGAGUGUUAUUUCUGCAUAUUAUUGGAUAUCUUCUCAUGGUUAAGGUUGCAUUUGCACUGAAAUGUUUAUUUUUCUUAAUAUUAUUCAUUAGGGAGCAAAAGUUGGUAAACUGACACUGAAAACAACUGAGAUGGAAACUGUCUAUGAUCUGGGAACAAAGAUGAUAGAAUCACUUACAAAAGAGAAAGUGCAAGCAGGGUAAGAAUUUAGUCAGUAACAAUGAUAUUAAAGGGUCAACUUUCUCUAUAGCCAAAAAGUUAGUUUCAUCAGUGUGUUGUAAAUUGGCCACCAUAGAAAGAUUGAGAAUUGAUUUGAGCACUGUUGUUCCUCCAGAAUUUUUUCUAGGGGAGCCCAUUGGCCUCUUUUCCUGAAAAGUAAGGGCCGUAUGGAAACUAAAGGGGACCAAGGUAAUCUGGUCCUUGAGUUCUCUGUUACUUUAUGAAAGUUGUUUUUUCUGUCAAGAUGGCAGUCACAUACCUCUGCCCCUCAGAUGUGCAUGACUGCUUAAGGUACAAAUUGUAAAAUGACAAGUCGUGUGUGCAAGUUGCUUUCAAACAAUAACUGUUCUUGUACAGAAACUGCAGUUACUUCUUAAGCUUGGUUCAUUUGACUAAUGAUAUUGCCUUGCAUUUCCAGUGACAUUAUAACUAUUGACAAAGCAACUGGGAAGGUCUCCAAACUUGGUCGCUCAUUCAACAGAGCUAGAGAUUACGAUGCAAUGGGACCACAGGUUGGUGAUGUUGUACUGAUAUUAUUUUAUUGUACUUUUAUCAUGGACUUAUCCCUUUUGAUUUGCCAUCCUUGACAUAGUCCUUUUCAAGACAGGUUGACACAAUGUGUGAAGGAAAAAGAAACUCUAGGGAAGGAAACAUGAGUAUAUUUUGCACAUUGUAGCCUGCAGGCAGGUUCUCCAUUUGAGAAUUGUAAGAUGUGGCGGGUCACACAUGCCAAUCUUUGGCAAUUCACUCGCAUGUGACCUCUGAAUCUUGCAUUUGCCAUUGUUAUCACUCUCUAAGACUAUUGUUGAAGGCUGUCAGUGGAUACUAAAAGAACUUUUUUUUAAAUUUAGACCAGGUUUGUUCAAUGUCCUGAGGGAGAGAUACAGAAGAGAAAAGAAGUCGUUCACACUGUUACUCUUCAUGAAAUUGACGUCAUCAACAGUAGAACACAGGGGUUCCUGGCUCUUUUCUCAGGUAAAGCAAGUUAUUUGGGACCAUAACCUAGUGUGACCGAAUUGCGUCUCAGUGUAACUACAACAACGACCUACCUGUAUAUGCUCUAUGUUGGGGGCAUUACCCAGUGUGAACGAAUUGCUUCUUAGUGUAACUCCAACGACGACCUACACGUGUAUAGUGUAAGUUCGCACGUGACCUUUCUCAAACUGAUGGGGUAGUAAGCGCCCUUUUCCCGCGUCUCUCUUACAUGCACAUGGUGAGAUGACAUUCAAGCCUACUGACUCUCCACCCAUUUAACGUUGAUUGUACUCAAAGCAGUGUUGAUUGGCCAUGAUGUUACAAUCAAUGCACGACUGUAUAUCGUUGUAAGGAAGUUCAUUUCCACUGCUGUUUUUGCUAAAGGUGAUACUGGUGAAAUCAAAGGAGAGGUGCGAGAGCAAAUCAACGCUAAGGUGGCAGAAUGGAGAGAAGAAGGAAAAGCUGAUAUUGUGCCAGGGGUAAGAGAUUUAACACCAAAUUAAUUCAAGUCCUUUUUCUGUUCACUUCACCUCUCCGCAAUAGCACUCAAACUCGCAACUCAUCUGAAGUUUGUUUUAUACUCUGUCAUUAGUCAUCAUACACGCCUGUAUUAAAUAUAAAGAUCAUCGCGGUUAAAUAUACAACUUUUGCUGUUGCGGAAAGAAGCCUGAAAAAUUCAAGCUUAUAGGUCGCGGUGACUAACGAUGAACCCUUGGAACUAAGGCUAUAUAUACUCAAUACAAUUGAACCUCGAUUAUCCGGACCUCGAUUAUCUGAACUUGUUUUCCUGGGCCGAGUUGUUCAAAGCUGGUUAAGAUAACCCAGGGUUAGUGCGAGAUUUGAAUUCAGGUUUGAAAGCUUAAAAAGCAUUUCAGUUUUGAUUCUUUUUGACUAUAAGUUGAUGAUUGGAAGCUAUAAACUAACUGAGAAAAUUAUCUGACAAAAUUCUUUUGAACACAAGAAAAAUAAAUUUCCGGGUUUUCCAUACAAAUGGUAAGCGCUCAAGGUGAAGACAACGAGAACACAACAACAAUACAUCUAAUUAGCAAAACUUUGCACAUGCAGCACACUUUUUUUCUAAUUAGCAAAAAAACAACUUUGCACGUGCAGCGCACUUUGUUGUACAUUUCUUUGCCGUUGUUUUGCACGACUAAAACGUGAAAUUUCUUUUAACUUCCUAGUAACACGGUUUAUGGAGGAAUUGUCUGUGUUUCUGUUCACUCUGUUUUUUCACUGCCGCUCAUUUUCACCUCGGUAGCCCCUAGCAUUUCUCAUUUUCUCACUGCGGCGAUAUAAUUUUCAUGUUUUUCUUCAAACGAAAUUGUUCUCCGUUGUUAUUUAUUUCUCGUUCUAGCUCUUUUCUCGUUAUCCAAGUUAUUUGUUAUCCAAGUUAAUGUAGGCAUAAAAUUUAGUGGAACCAAAGAUUCGGGUUUUUUUUUUUGUCUUUUUUUUUUCUCUCUAAAAGUCCGGGCGGCCAUGUGAUUUACCGCCGAAUUGAGCGGGGUGCUUGAAGCGCAAAAUUUCACCUCAGCUAUAACAUACUCCUCCCCCGACGGGCUGACUCCUGACUCCCUUCUCCCUUCCCCAGAGUCUGUACGGUCAAGGUCCGGUCAUACACUGACGUCAUGACCAAAUUUUCUCGGAUGAUGGAUAGAUUACCACAUUUUUUAGCUAUGGGGUUCUGCUCGCCCGCGCCUGGAGCUCCGCUAAUAGGGACUUUAAGAUCCAACUACGCGGACGCCAACGAGAACGUCAAAAAAACAAUAGGUUUAAUUAGCAAAAUAACAACUUCGCACGUGCAUCACACUUUUUUGUACAUUUCUUUCGCGUUUUUGCACUACUACGACGUGAAAAUGCCUAAUUUCGCGUUUUAUGGAGGACGUACAUGUAAACAAGCAACGAUAAAAUUUUAUUUCUCUUUCUGAGCUUGAAUAUGGUCCCUUGAAAUUCAGCUCCAGGAGGGUUCGCCUACAAUUGACAAAGUAAGUGGGUAGGAAUAAUCACUAUAAAGACUGAAAGAACGCAAAUUCACUUUUUAGGCGAAGUUCUUGUCGCCGUCGCGUCGUUGGAUCUUAAAGUCUCUAUUAGUGUGGACUGUCGAAAACGCAUCAAAAUGGAAACGGUGACUGAAAAUAUCGCAGGUGUGUUUGUAGAAUGUGCUUAGCGUUCCACUUAAGUCACAACGUGCAUUGAAUCGAUCCAUAAAUGUGGGCAAAAAUAAUUGAAUGUAACUUCGAAGACAAUGAAAACUAAGUUCAGGCGGGGAAUGACAAUGGGAAAGCAAAGUGUCUAAAGCAAACAACUUAGUGAAUCUGAGGUCCGACGCGUUAAAGACCACCACGAACCACCGCCUCAUUUAACGUUAAUCAUUGUUGCUCAUAUUAUUAUUAUUAUUAUUAUUAUUAUUAUUAUUAUUAUUAUUAUUAUUAUUAUUAUUAUCAUCAUUAUUAGGCUCUACUCUAUUCCUUAACUGUUCGCUAUGCUUCCGUUGCUGCAGGUGUUGUUUAUCGACGAGGUUCACAUGCUUGAUAUUGAAUGCUUCUCUUUUCUCAACCGAGCACUGGAAAAUGAUAUGGCACCUGUUCUUAUAAUGGCAACAAAUAGAGGAAUUACAAAGUAAGUUACAUUACAAUUUAGUGAGAAAUAGUCACACGAUGCGUGGUAUAACUAGCCCGCAAAGCAAGCUCGUACAUGUAAAACUAAUAUUUUCUAGCCGUUUGAGUGUCAGCAACAGUGAGAAUGAUUCCUUUGGCUACUCGGUGUAUUUGACCCUAAUGUUUCGCGCCAUUUUUUUCAACCAAUUAGGUGGCAGAACAAACCAGUGGUGACCUUGGCGCCCGUGUGGUCCCGCGCUUUACCGCUGGCCACGUGUAUUUUUUAAAACUGCGAUUUGUUCUUUUUAACUGGUACUUUGGCUCCCCAACUCUCAAUUCAUUUCAUAGGCAAGGAUCAGUAAUUCAGUGGUGGGCAAGUUGAACAAAAUUGCAGUCUUUUAAAUGGCUUUACUUGCUGAAAAAUAGGGAAAACUUCUUCCCAACUUUUGAGAAAAUCCAACCCUGAUUUUGAGUAUUUUAACUGUAUUUCCAUCCGCCUUGAAAGACUUAUUCUCUAGUCAUGCUAGCUGGAUAAAUGUAUGGGUUCGUUAGCAAUGUCGUACAAUGCCUAAAACAGCAGGAGAUCGGCCUGGUACUGUCUAUUUUCUACAAUCGUAAUUUCUGAAUACACUUCACUUGCAUGUAUUUUGACAAGGCCUUUUUUCUUUCCCAGAAUUCGUGGUACAAAUUACAAGAGUCCUCACGGCAUUCCAAUCGAUCUUUUGGACCGGCUUUUAAUUAUCUCCACUUCUCCUUACCAAGAAAAGGAUCUGAAGCAAAUUCUUACGAUACGGUAAGGGCGGAGACAACGUUUUAACACAAGAUUGCAUUAGUAAAUCUUUGUUAGUGAUUAGUCAACUCUGUCGUUUGUUUGUGUCCGAUUGAACCCAGACCAAGGAGGGAGGUGUGAGCUACAGAAAUGAGAGUGGUUUAAUUUACAAUUAGAAAUAGGCAUACCAGAGUUUCACCUGUAGAUUGAUAGGUUGUUCUGUCUGAUUCUGUCAGUUGUGUUGCUAGUAUUGUUGAACAAUCCUCCGUUUUUGAAAUUUUUCCUUCAAGAGACUGUUCACAGUCCUCUAUUUUUCCGUAAGAUCGUUGGGACCGAUGCCCAGCCCCUCGCCAUCCGUACCGGUAAGCGCUCGAACCUGACGAUCUUACUACAAAACAGGAUUUUGCAAACAGUCAAUUCCUUGAAAGUCCCUUGAAAAAUUUGCCCUUCCAUUACUCUUUAGUAUGUUUAUGAGAAGCGUGAUUGAACAGAGUUACACAGAGCUGUUAGUAACAGUUGAUCGUCGAGGAAUUUCCGACUGAAAUUUUCAGCAACCAGAGGUAUGAAUAACUGGACAGAUGAUUAACAAUGCCAGUGAUUUUCAUUUCGCAACUGAAGAUUUGCAUACUACUUUAGUCAAGAAAUUAUGACCGACAACUUUAUUGGUUGAUCCGACGAAAAUGGCGACUUCAUCGGACAUAUCAUGUCCUUUCUGGACAGAAAAAUUAUUCGGUGUAGCCCUGAUUACAAGAGGGAUACCCGAGUUUCAACUCUAAGCCCUACUUGAUCUGUUUGAUUGAAGCCGCUGUGUAACUUGUGGGUUUGCCAUAGUGGCGGAUUCAGAUCUUUAAGUGGGGCUCCGCUCAUCCAUUUCCGAAGAUAAGAGGGACAAGGAGGGGGCCCAGCCUCGAAAAGAGUUUUUUUCAUGACCCUGCAGGUGGUGGGGCCCGGUGGGGGCUCGGUCCCCUUGACCCGCUACUGUGUCUAUAUUUAUGAGAAACAGCCCCCCUCUCCUUGAAAUGGAAUAUUUUUUCCGCGCAACGGAAGAGGGCACUUACUUAGCUUACAGCGAGAUAUAUAUAGCGAAGAAAUUGCUAUGUACGAGGAAUGCGUUGUCUUGCAGAUGUGAAGAAGAGGACGUGGAGAUCUCAGAAGAUGCUAUUUUCUUGCUAACAAAAAUCGCUCAGGAAACAUCGCUUAGAUACUCCAUUCAGUUGAUUACAGCCGCCAGUCUUGUCUGCCGGAAGCGAAAGGUAGAGUUUCAUAAUUGGUAUCAAUUUUUUUUGCACUCCUAGAGAACACGUAAAUUCGAGCUUCUUACUCGAUAGCCUGAGUCUCGGACGAAAUUUAAUCCCCGGCGUUUAAUAGGCCAUUUGCGAAUUCCAAAAACUCACACUUUCAAAACGAAGCUAAGUGUAAAACCUUUCUUGUAAAAAUGAGUUUUGUUUGCAUGGGAAUAAAGAAUCAUUUUGUUCAUAUCAAUAUUUUUUAAACACUUUUUUAUUGUUUUAUUAGUAGUCUUUUAUCAUUUUACGAUAAUUCUCUUUCGUACACAAGAAGAAUUAUCAUAUAUUUUAAUAUUUCAUAUUCUUAUUAAAUUAUUAUUAUUUAUUUUAUUGCGAUGAUAGAAAUUUUUUUUUUUUUAGUUUUGGUUGUAUUUUUUCUGAUCGGGUACUUUUUCUAGGGAGGUAAAUGUCGAUGACAUCAAGCGUGUUUAUUCUCUGUUCCUGGACGAAGCUCGAUCAGCUCAAUUCCUUAAAGAAUACCAAACAGAAUUCUUAUUUCAUGAAGAGGUAACCGAGCCUGCAUCUGAAGCUAUGGAGACUGAGGGUGAGAUGGCGUGAUUCCUAUCCCAGUGUUCAUUGCGUGUCUCAGUUUCCAAACUUCCGGAUCACUAACAAGCUUGUGCGGUAUUCAUAGACCAUCAUCUCAAACCUACCAGCAUGGAAAAUAGAAGUUUGACUGAAAUUUCCAUUGCUAGUAUAUGUAGUGGCACGAGCAAGCUUUUUAAUGUGUAGAGAGCGUUGAUUGACAAACGAAAUGCAGCUGCACAAGCGUUGGGCGUUUGUCAUAAAGUUUUAGCUGCAUAAAACAAGGAUGCCUCAUUUAAGACUGUCUUUGCGUGGUUAUAAGCGAUGAACGUCUAACUGUGUAAUACUAGGAUUGGUUUGUGUUGUCCUGAGCCGUUUGCAACAUUUCAAUGGAUGGUUUUUCAGGAUGUUGUAGUUACUAUUUGUUACUCUAUUCAAUCUCCUGUGACCUUGGUUUUUAUAGGCAAUAAAUAUCAUAUUUAACAUUUUAUGGUCUAACAAAAUGAAUUCCUAGGUUAACUACUAGGCCAGGGCAUUCCCUUUGCUUCAGCUUAUUGGUAGGCGGAACAGCAUAUAGAAACAGCC